GCUCGUCACGUCAUAGUUGUAUUGCAUCAAUUAAUUUCGAACCACAAGGCGAGUAACAUAUAGCAGCGUACUGCAUAUUUACCUGCUAGCUGCUUAAAAUAGCAAAUCGGAUAUUUUGUUAAAACGCAUUUAGUUGCCUACGUUGUUUGCAAAAUGAGGAACAAAGCAAGUAUAACAGGCGUGUUCAUGUUACUGUACAUUUCUUCAUGCGUCGCACCUAACACAAGUGCGGCCAUCACUACAACGGCCACCACGUUUGAAACAACUUUAGCUAUUAUGGAGAAUCAGUGUCUUAAUGGUGGAACUUGUCUCAAUUCAACGCUUGGUACGUGCAGUAGGUGCGGGUGCAUUCUAGGUUACGGAGGUUCAACUUGCGCCACACUGCUAGUACGUAUAGAUGGGACAUUGAGUUUCAACGACCUUUUUAACGUUUCAACCAUCGUAGUGAACACUACGGCAUUACAACGUUUGUUAAACGACGAUUUAAACACCACCGUCAUUCUGACAUCACCAGUAGUUAAUGGCAACCUUACAACAAUAUCUUACACAACUUAUGCGAACCCUAACUCGUCAUGGGUUACCCCAAAUUACGUGAACGAUUUGGUCGCAGGAUUACGUUUAAAAUAUGCAACGCCAGCCGUUAUACACGCUGUGUUUGGACCAAGCUCAAGACAUGCAUUAAACACAUUCAUAAUAGAUGUUGACGAAUGCAAAUCUGGUUUAAACAACUGCAACUCACUUUCCACAUGCGUGAAUUUAUCACCAGGUUUUAGAUGCAAAUGUUUUACUGGUUAUGUCGGUGAUGGAAUGACAUGUACAGCAAUAACAUGCAAGCAAUCUGCCGCACCCAUUAAACCAAGUUUAGCAACGAAGACGGUUUACUAUCCAAAUAAUACUGUGAUGCUAAAUCCUUCGGAAAUCGUGGGUUACCAAACCGUAAUACGCUAUACAUGCUCAAAACGCUACAGCCUUCAUCCGGUUUCUGGUGGAACAUCGGCACUUAUUAUCGCCUGUGGCAGUUUUCCCAAGUAUAAAAACACGAACUGGUCCGGCGUGGAGGUCACGUGCAACAUGGAUCUUGCUUUUCGAGUCGCAAUUAUCGCUGCUGCAGUUAGCGGAUUGAUCAUCGUUCUUAUGCUGGGGUGUUUUAUAACCCAAUGGUGCCUCAAACGAGAACGGAAAGCGAGAGGGAACAGCAACAACGACGAAGAAGUAUUACAGUUUGAAAAUCACGUAUUUGACGACUGAAAGCUCUGUGUGUUAUCAAGGCCAUAUGGUUGGUUUAAAACAGUUUACCAAAGUAUAUUGAGUAGUAAGCAGUUUGUGAAGAUCCAAGCCAACACAUAUACAGAACGAAUCGCCAAACGCGAUAAAUGAUGGGACAGAACUGGCCCAAUAUACCUACUCCCUUGUCCUAUUUAAAGUUACGUACAAAAGCCCACUUUCAAAGUUGGGUGCAAAAGUAGACAAAUCACUGUUUUAAUCGCACAAACAAGUCAGUACUUAGGUUUCUUGUUUCCGUCUCACGAGCGGAGAACUUACGUAUAGUGUGGUGUUCAACAUUGCCAAUACCCUGAACAAGGAAUGAAAACCCAAAGGAAUUAACGCACACUGUUUUAUAUGAAUACGUAACUUAAUAUCUCUAUAUUUAAUGUUUUUAGAUAUGUUAACUUUUUUAUGUGAGACUUUUUAAUAUUUCACAAUGUUCAACGUCUUAUUUUUUUACAAAUGCACUUCUUAUCAAAAACAGUAGAAGAUUACACAUGUGUUAAGUUUAAGCUCACUUUAUUUUGACCAUGUAUGACGAUAUCACUAAAUAAAACAACACAGUACAAAGUUU
Molecule: messenger RNA, 1840 nt
Organism: Ciona intestinalis (vase tunicate)
Lineage: Eukaryota; Metazoa; Chordata; Ascidiacea; Phlebobranchia; Cionidae
Source: RefSeq, a predicted model, not a curated record